CUGGGACACCCUAAAAUUUGAAAACGAUUAUACUACUCUCGUUUGUAGUUUGCGUAUGAGAAUAUAAGUGGUAGUUUGGGUAAUUCAAACCCGGGACACUACUAUUACUAAUAAAUAUAAUUUCCAUUAGGCUACAAAUUUUUUGUUGCUAUAUUCUAAACACUGUGUAAUAGCAAAACUCUAUUCUCUAUCUUUCAUUAUUUUCAAAACCUAACAAUUAAUCUAAUUACAAGUUACCCUUAAUUUAUAUUGAUCUUAUGGUUGUACGACACGUGUUGAAAGUGUUUUUUCAACUUUGAGUUACAUCAUGAACAAAUUUAGAAUUCAAAUAUGCGUAAGCUCGUGAAUGAUCGUCUAGUAGGAUAUACCGAGACAAAUUUGUUGAGCAGUGUAUACACCAAGUAUUUUUUAUAAUUUGUUUAGAAUAUGAAAAUACAUCAUUGACUUUUUUUUAACUUGUACGAGUUGGGUAUUUUCUUACUAAACAAUAAUAUAAUUUUAUUAAUUAUUAAUUAUUUAAUUUUUAUUUUACUUUAUUUUUUGAAAGAGGACACCCCUAUGUAAAUUUUCUGGGUCCGCCACUGACUAUAACUAAGAUAUAAAGACACAUGUGACAUGCAUUUAUGAGCAUCUAUCAUAUCAAUUGUCCAAAUGUCAUUUUCAAGUCUAAACUCUCCCGGCCAAUGGGCCGGACCUGGCGCUAGUAUUACUUGACAGCAGAUAAUGAGAGUUCUGAGACCCUCUCUCUGUGGGCUGGACUAACUAAUUUGGUUGACAUGACUGUGGAUCCAUUCAAAUAGCUCAAUCAAGCCCAUUGAUGCGAACGGAUUAGCCCAAUCCCUUUCACUCCUAAGCCCUCUUGCUUCUUCUUGCUACAGGAGUAGCAUUGGGUUAUUAAUCAAAAUGGUCACAUAGGUUCGGAGCAGUAACAAAAUGGUCACAAACGUUUAAAACGUAACAAAAAGUCAUAUACGUAUCAUGACAUAACAAAACAAUCAUUUCAUCUCUUUUUAGCCAUGUUUUCAUUCGCAAGAAUCGGUUAUUUUGAUGACACCAUGGAAAAUUUAAAACAAAUUAUCAACCACCUAACCAGCCUGUGAAAUUACCGCUUAUUUAGAGCAAGCAAACUGGGCAUUUUAGAUGGAAAUAUAGAUGGAAACGCAUGGAAUAGUUGUUUUGUUAUAACAUGAUACUUGCGUGACCUUUUUGUUACGUUUCAAACGUUUGUGACCAUUUUGUUACUUAAACAAACUUGUGUGACCAUUUUGAUCAAUUACCCGAGUAGCAUGUCUGUUGGGUUGCUGCUGUUGAAGCGACCCCAAACGUUGACACUAGUUUGGUGAUUGAGAAUGCAAUCCGACUGGGAGUCGUCAGAUAAGGUGAUGGACGCCUCGUGUUCGUUAGAUUAAUGUGUUGACAUUUUAUUUAUAAAACUAUUAUCGCAUUCAUCCAACGGAUCACGAUGUGCCCGAAAAUUCGAUUUGACGACUCCCAGCAUCUAUGAACACGUUUUUCCUACUCGUGUUGUGAUCGCCAAUAACCGGAUUGGGUGAAAUGAAAAUGGGUUUACAAAGAACUGUCGGUGGCCUACUCGUGUUGUGAUGCAUACAACUGGGAACACAACAGCAGAAUAAUUUUGCUGUAGAUUUUCCUUUUCAACGUUAAGGUUGAAUUUUAUAAAAUUUUCUUUUUGUGGAAAGUGGAAACCACAGUGGAUGGUUGGUUAGACAGGCUGUCUUUGUCUGUUAGCCCGCCGGUCGCCGUCAUCCAAUCGGACCAAACCGUGUCCGAUCAACCUUCAUUUUCUCACUACAUAACUUUUCCUUUUUACAAAUCAGUCACUCGUUACAACCUUUCUUACAAUUUCACUCCUUAAUAAUAUCACAGUUUUUGUUUGUUAAUCAAUAAUCUCAGUUUGCGUAGCUCAAGUUUUAGUGCUUUAAUUUACAAUUGUAUUCACAAACAAACUAUAUCUAAAUUGGACUAAAGCUUCGGUUACUUAGUCAUCUAAGCCUUUAGGAUUUUGGAAUCAGUGAUUGUAAAGAAAGCAGACUGAUGCGAGAACAUAUCAUGGUUGAUCAUACAGUGUAGUUCUUUACCUUCACGCGUCCUCUUACAAUAACUAUAUCAUGGCUCGAGAUAAAAUUUUCGAAAGAUGACGGUCUCGUUCCAUUAGGUUUUACCUGCCCUUCAAUGUAUUGCACUCUACUCAUAAAAAGUUGUGCUUAACGAAGUAUCAAUAUGCACACUGUACACCAAUCACGGUGCAAGUAACUCAUUUUUCUCGUCAAUUCUAAAUCGCCAAGGUCAAAAGUAAGGUUACUUUUGACAUUAUCAACUUCGCUUGUCGAUUCUUAUCAAUAAAUCAGCUGACUUUCACACUUCCUAGUUCCUACCAUAGCAUCAUUGCAUCUUAAUCCUACAAAUUUAUCUUAUUGUAACUUUAGCUAAUGUAGGUUACAAAAAAAAAAAAAAAAUAUUGGACAAAAUUAGUUUGUGGACCAAAUUGUAAUUCUUUGGAUAUGAUCCCCUAUUCCCCUUGUCUGAAAAUAGGAUUUUAUUACUAUUUUCCGGAGCGAAUAUAGUAUUUACCAUUUUCUGCAUCUUUAGUUCUUUUUGCUAAUAAACAAUGAAUGGAAAUUAACACAGCACCAGCAAAUCUCUAGCUCACAUGGAUUGCGACGGUGAGUAGUGAGUCGAGUAUUCAGCAAGCACUACUCCUCACCAUUAUUGCUGCUCUGCUGAUUUUUGACUAACUACCUUCCUUCUCCACUCUCCACCACCUCUCUCUCUUCCUUUCUCCAACCUUCCUCUUCCUCUACCCAAUUCCCAUUUCACAUUAGAUCUGCCCAUCUUCUCCUUUUUCCUUCUAAUUCAGCAUUUACAGUGAAGUGAUCGAUCCAAUUUCCGGCAGAGCUGAGUGGAAGGGGAGGUGGGCAAGAUGAGUAUGUACGGUAGAGAUCCGUGGGGCGGCCCGUUGGAGAUAAACACGGCGGAUUCCGCCACCGACGACGACCGGAGCAGGAAUCUCAACGAUUUGGACCGGGCAGCUCUCUCCCGGCCGCUGGACGAGACCCAGCAGAGCUGGCUGUUGGGACCCACCGAGCAGAAGAAGAAGAAGAAGUACGUGGAUCUGGGCUGCAUCAUCGUCAGCAGCAAGAUCUUCUGGUGGACGGUCAUCGUGGUAGCCGGCGCCGGAGUUCUCGCCGGCUUGAUCGCCAUCCUCGUGAAGUUCGUGCCUCAUCACCACGACCAUAAACCCACGCCGGACAAUUACACCGCCGCACUCACCACUGCCCUCAAGUUCUUCAAUGCCCAGCGAUCAGGAAAGCUUCCCAAGCACAACAAUAUAUCAUGGAGGGGUAACUCUUGUACGAAGGAUGGGGAUCCUUCGGGCCAGUUCAAAGAUCUGGCUGGUGGCUAUUACGAUGCUGGAGACGCAAUUAAGUUCAAUUUCCCUCAAUCGUAUGCCAUGACCAUGUUGAGCUGGAGUGUGAUCGAGUACAGUGCAAAGUAUCAAGCUUCCGGCGAGCUCAAUCAUGUUAAAGAGAUCAUCAAGUGGGGAACUGAUUAUUUGCUCAAGACCUUCAACCACACGGCUGAUACGAUCAACAUACUUGUUUCCCAGGUUGGAUCCGGGGAUACUUCCGGCGGCAUGUCAACUCCAAAUGAUCACUACUGCUGGACGCGCCCUGAGGAUAUUGAUUACGAGAGGCCGGUGGCCACUUGCAGCAGUUGCUCUGAUCUUGCUGCAGAAAUGGCUGCUGCUCUAGCAUCUGCGUCCAUUGUGUUCAAAGACAACAAGGCUUAUUCUCAGAAACUUGUCCAUGGUGCCAGAACCCUCUUUAAAUUCUCGAGGGACCAACGUGGGAGAUACAGCGCGAGUAGUACGGAAGCUUCUCAGUUCUACAAUUCUACUAGCUACUGGGAUGAAUUUCUUUGGGCUGGAACUUGGUUGUAUUAUGCGACUGGUAAUAAUACCUAUCUUCAACUUGCUACUACUAAUGGUAUCGCAAGGCAUGCUGGUGCUUUCUGGGGUGGACCUGACUACGGUGUUUUUAGCUGGGACAACAAGCUUAUUGGUGCUCAGGUGCUUCUUAGCCGUUUGAGACUCUUCCUGAGCCCGGGGUACCCUUAUGAAGAAAUAUUAAGGACGUUCCACAACCAGACUAGCAUAGUCAUGUGUUCCUACCUUCCAUAUUUCACAAGCUUCAACAGAACCAAAGGUGGUUUGAUUCAGUUAAACCAUGGAAGACCACAGCCUCUUCAGUAUGUAGUGAAUUCAGCUUUCUUGGCUGCUGUAUAUAGCGACUAUCUUGAUGCUGCAGAUACACCUGGAUGGUACUGUGGACCAAACUUCUACUCUACAAAGAUCCUGCGUGAAUUUGCAAAGACCCAGAUCGACUAUAUCCUGGGGAAAAAUCCAAGAAAAAUGAGCUAUGUUGUUGGUUUUGGUAACCAUUACCCAAGGCACGUCCAUCACAGAGGCGCUUCUAUCCCCAAGAACAAAGUUAAGUACAGUUGCAAAGGUGGAUGGAAGUGGAGGGACACAAAGAAGCCAAACCCGAACAAACUAGUGGGAGCUAUGGUUGCGGGGCCUGAUAGGCACGAUGGUUUCCAUGAUGUUCGAACUAACUACAACUAUACCGAGCCAACGCUUGCAGGAAAUGCAGGAUUAGUUGCCGCUCUUGUGGCGUUGUCUGGCGAAGGGGACUCUAAUAUUGACAAGAACACCAUUUUCUCGGCGGUGCCCCCCAUGUUCCCCACUCCUCCUCCACCUCCAGCACCAUGGAAACCAUGAGAAAGACGAUAUGUAAAUUAAGAGUUUUAAGCAAGUCAGAAAUGGUUGAAGGCACUUUACAAAGGCAAGCUGAAGCUCGGGAAGAAGACAGUGGAUGAGGCUUUCUGAAAGAGGGCCAUGUGGCCGUGGGAAGCAAGAAGAUGGGAUGGAUGAAUUCUUCCUGGAAAAGCGUUGGUCUUUGUUUGAAUUUUUGUGUGUUAUACGAUAGCAUAAUAUGUAUGUAUGGAUCUUGUAUUCUUUUGUAACCCUUGUGGAUUCGUCUGUGGAAACAAUGGACACUUCCCAUUUUGAUGUCUGACAGUGAAAGAGAAUACAUUUGUUGGUUUACUACAGUCCACUUUCCAGGUUUCGCUGUUCCAGGAAAAGGAAAGUCUUGGAUCUUGUGUAUUCUGUUCGAUCGAUCCAUACAUAUUUAAAUCCAUACAAUCGAUCCACGUGGUUUUGUGGUGAAAAAACAAAGAGCUAACAAUAAAAUGCAGCUGUAACU
Linum trigynum is the source of this 5288-nucleotide messenger RNA. NCBI's taxonomy places the organism in Eukaryota, Viridiplantae, Streptophyta, Magnoliopsida, Malpighiales, Linaceae. The record is from the annotation of a GenBank genome assembly.